AUGAACGACAAGACGCUGAUCAACGAGAUCAUAGCGGAGGUGAUGGAGGAUCCAAACGUAUAUGAAAAAGAUCCUCUAGCAACCAAAGACAAAAGUUUCAUCUGUUCUGCUCAAGACUCUGUUGGACUCUAUUUUGUGAGUAAUCGAGCUGAAGCCGAGUCUGCAGUUCAAGACCGAUUUUUAGAGAACGCUGUUGAUUACCCGGACUAUGUCCAUCAACUCUUUAUGGGUGACAGUGAUAUUUAUGGGUACAAAGAUUUGAAAGUGCACGUCUUGUUCUCUGUGUAUUCCCAUCAGAUGUACAUUGACUUUUCAUUCUCACAGAAAAUUGGAGACGCCGAAGACUUAGUUAAGUGCCUUACACAUUUCAUGCCACCACAUCAACGCGUCUUGACAUUUGAGGAGUUUUGUAUGCAAUUAGAAGAUGAGAGGUAUACGAGUAAGCCAAAGGGAGAGAUGAUACAUCACUUUGAGUUAGGGGAUGAGGUCUAUGAGAUCUAUUACGGUACUAUCGAACAAAUGUAUACAUUCUACACGCAACUAUUUCCAUGUAUCACAAUGUUUAUUGAACGAGCGAGUUGUGUGAAUAAAGAGGGUAAGUGGGAGUUCUUCUUUUUGUUCCAAGUGAUCGAGUCGAAAAGUGACAUCACAAAAGUCGAGUACAGAAUCGCUGCGCAGACAAACACAUACAGAUUUUACCACUACCCAGACACGUGGAGACUCAGAAUAGGACAGUUCAUCACAUUCCCAAAUUACCAACGGAAGAAGCUUGGGCGGUAUCUACUGACACAAGUCUAUCUCUUCAUUUUGAAGUCAAAGUGCUACGACUUGACUGUAGAGGACGCUUGUUUAGAGUUCCAGCGCUUGAGGACCUUUGUUGAGAUUAAGAUGCUCGAAGAGAAAAAGUUGAGUCCGCCAGUCGAUGUGAACGCAGACGUCCUCUCCUUGUGUCCAGAAGACUUCUGUGAACUUGCAAGAGCCAAUUGUGGAAUCACCAAAGUCGAGAUGGAAGAGAUGUAUGAGAUGCUUGUAUGGGCGCAGGUCAGAGACAAACCGGAAGUCAUGAAAAAGUUGGCACUUGAACUGAAGAGGAAGGUCUAUUCCGAGACGGUGAAUGAGUUGGACCUUCUCGAUUCGGACGAGAAAAGAAUAGAAAUGAUUGACAGAGCGUAUGCGGCAAAAGUGGCGCAUUUCAAACAAAUAUACAGUGCUCUCGAGUGA
Messenger RNA from Entamoeba invadens IP1, 1221 nucleotides. Its product is annotated as histone acetyltransferase type B catalytic subunit, putative. The record is from RefSeq and is a predicted model, not a curated record. Bases 1 to 1221 code for a protein of 406 amino acids. The transcript has a single exon. Gene Ontology annotation, cellular component: nucleus. Gene Ontology annotation, molecular function: histone H4 acetyltransferase activity. Lineage: Eukaryota; Evosea; Mastigamoebida; Endamoebidae. Gene Ontology annotation, biological process: subtelomeric heterochromatin formation.